Messenger RNA from Closterium sp. Yama58-4, 651 nucleotides. The record is from the annotation of a GenBank genome assembly. Lineage: Eukaryota; Viridiplantae; Streptophyta; Zygnematophyceae; Desmidiales; Closteriaceae.
AUGAGUAAGCUGCAGAGCGACGUGCUGCGCGAGGCGAUCUCGAACCUGCUGGCGGCGUCGCGCGAGAAGAACCGCAAGUUCUCGGAGACGAUCGAGCUGCAGAUCGGGCUCAAGAACUACGACCCGCAGAAGGACAAGCGUUUCAGCGGCUCCGUCAAGCUGCCGCACGUCCCGCGACCCAAGUACCGAGUGUGCAUGCUCGGAGAUGCCCAGCACGUCGAGGAGGCGGAGAAGAUCAGUCUGGACUGCAUGGGCGUGGAGGCGCUGAAGAAGAUGAACAAGAACAAGAAGCUCGUGAAGAAGCUCGCCAAGAAGUACCACGCGUUCCUGGCGUCCGAGGCCAUCAUCAAACAGAUCCCCAGGCUGCUCGGCCCCGGUCUGAACAAGGCCGGCAAGUUCCCCACGCUCGUCACCCACCACGAGCCGCUGGAGAGCAAGUUGCUGGAGGCGAAGUCGACGAUUAAGUUUCAGCUGAAGAAGGUGCUGUGCAUGGGCGUGGCGGUGGGCAACUGCGACAUGGAGGAGAAGCAGAUCUUCCAGAACGUGCAGCUCUCCGUCAACUUCCUCGUCUCGCUGCUCAAGAAGAACUGGCAGAACGUCAAGUCGCUGUACAUCAAGAGCACCAUGGGCAAGCCCCUCCGCAUCUACUAA